AUGAACAAGACUGCCGAACAACUGGAAAAGGAAGUAUGCGCUUCUGAUGGUUUAUUCAAGGCAUUGACUUCUACGUUUAUGAAAAUUAACUGUGUUUUCAUUUGUUCAAUCAUAUUGAUCAGCUAUUUAUUCUCUUACAAAGCAUUGAGAAUUCUCUGGAAUCACAAUAUUUUCUCCAAUUGCACCAGACUAAUUUUCUUCAUUGGAUCUAUCAACUCAAUUAUUCAUCAGACGACGAUGAUGGAGAUCCGGAUCCGUCAAAUAAACCGAAGUAUUGUCACUGAAAUUGAUCACUGUGGUAUCCUUUUCCAUUCUCCAGAGUGCGCCGUUGAUUUGUAUUUCUACUAUAUCACAAACUUUUUCACAACUUAUUCCGUGUUUUCUCUGACACUCGAUCGAUUGAUUGCGUGGAAAUUUUCAUCUGUUUAUCUGAAAUAUCAGUAUACCAUAGCCAUCAUUCUCCUCACAAUACAACUUAUUUUCGCAGUUGGAACUUAUUUCUUUGGUUUUCUCGGGGUUCCAUUGGCUGGAUAUGUUCCAAUGUGCACAUAUCCACCUCGAUUGGCGUCCGAUUUCGAUGCAAUCAACAUAAUUCGAACAGUUGUCAUGGUGUUUUCUAUUAUUGUCUUAUUAAUCAUUUUCCGAUCAAAUGUAAAGACCGAGAAAAAAGUUCAUCAACACAGCUUCAAUACGAAAACUCGUUACACUGCAUUCGAGAACAUGACAACCUCAAAGUCUGUUUGCACAUUGAUUAUUAUCCAGUUUCUAUGCAUUUCAAUUUCAUCGUUCGGAGUAACUUUGAUUCGAAAAGUGGAAUCUUUCAUGUCGGAAGAAGUAUAUCAUACAAUUGUUCCAUUCCUGCCGGGAGUUACUUAUGCAAAUUUAUGUCUACCAGUUAUCGUUUAUUACAAAACUAAACAAACAAUUCGUCGAAGAAAGGAAGCAAUUGAUAAGAUGACGUCAGCUCCAGGAGACGUCGAAUCUCAUAUGAAGUGGCUCAAUGAGACGUGGACUAAAUAA
Messenger RNA from Caenorhabditis remanei, 1020 nucleotides. RefSeq lists its product as uncharacterized. The transcript has 5 exons. Bases 1 to 1020 code for a protein of 339 amino acids. Gene Ontology annotation, molecular function: G protein-coupled receptor activity. Gene Ontology annotation, biological process: sensory perception of chemical stimulus. The record is from RefSeq and is a predicted model, not a curated record. Gene Ontology annotation, cellular component: membrane. NCBI's taxonomy places the organism in Eukaryota, Metazoa, Nematoda, Chromadorea, Rhabditida, Rhabditidae.